Pygocentrus nattereri (red-bellied piranha) is the source of this 8815-nucleotide messenger RNA. It is a transcript of the gene setbp1, whose product is annotated as SET binding protein 1. NCBI's taxonomy places the organism in Eukaryota, Metazoa, Chordata, Actinopteri, Characiformes, Serrasalmidae. The coding region runs from base 974 to 5263 and encodes 1429 amino acids. The transcript has 4 exons. Gene Ontology annotation, molecular function: DNA binding. The record is from RefSeq and is a predicted model, not a curated record.
GAGCAAUCCACUCGUGCUCUAACCCAGACUGGAGUGCGUAUUUCUGGAAGAGAUCGUUAUCAAAAAGAGCCAAGAAUCGAAAAACUAGACAUAUUGCGGAUGAACUGAGACACAGUCGGAGGCAACGCGAAAAAGCGAGACGCCGUACUUUGUAGGCAAAGUCUGACCGAACUCAACCCAAAAGGGAGGGAAUAUCAGAACAGGUUUUUUUUUUACUUGUUUUAUUUUUGCACGCCUGUGGUGCUAAACGAGCGGGACUUUGGAUACUGAGGAUACUAACGCGCGUGUUUUCUCCGCAGUGGAAAAGACUCGAACACUGCCCCCCCUCUCCCUCCCUCUCUCUCUCUCUCUCUCUCUCUCUCUCUCUCUCUCUCACACACACACACACACACACAAGUCUGGGAUUUGAGAGAGAAGCAAUGCAGUUCUGUGGGCAGCGAGACGGCGGGGUUUUCUGCAGCUAAGCUCGGCAGACAAGCUGGAGCAGAGAUCAGUUUCUGCUUAAAUCUGUACGUACAGCGAGCCGCAGCCUCGGCGCAAAUCAGCGUCGACGUUAACGUUAGCUACGAUUUUUUCCUGUCCUCUUAUCGACUCCUCAUCGACUGUUUGGCUCCCCCCACCUCUAUAAUCUCAUCGGAGAUUUCGUUUGACGCCAUUUUACGCCGAUAAACAUCGUCUUCUGUUAAGUGCAUCGUUCAAUUUGACGGAUUGCAGAGUUGCCAUCGGUCCCGCUCGCGAUCGUAUUCAUGUCACUGGAUGGAUUUGCUCUUAACUACGUGACCAGCAGCUUCGGAAAUGGUUUCACUCCAGGAAAUCUGUACCUUUGCGAGAUUCGUGCGAUUCAGGGAGCAACAGAGUUAAGACCCAUCUCAUCCCUCUCCGACUGAAUACGACCCACUGUGACUGGUGUCCCCCUUGUGCUCUCGGCUCCCUCCUGGUUCCUGCGUGUUGAACCUGAGCCUCGGGAUCGUUGAUGGAGCAAAGGGACCUAACACGCCCUGUGCGGCCCAAAGGCAACGAGGAGUUCUACUCCACCGUGACCACCAUCAAUCGGGCUGACCUCACCGAGGUGGGCCUUCUGGCUGGUCCUGUGAAGGGCCUAGGCCUGGCUGGAGAGCAGCAGGAGCACGAGGAGGAAGAAGACCUGGGCCUGGGGAAGGAUGUGGACGUCACCUCCAAUGCCGACAGUGAGAAAUGGGUGCAGGCAGAUGGGCUGGAGGAGCAGGAGUUCUCCAUCAAAGAGGCCAGCUUCUCAGAAGGCAGCUUGAAGCUCAAGAUCCAAACCACCAAGCGGGCCAAGAAGCCGCCAAAGAACCUGGAAAACUACAUUUGUCCCCCUGAGAUCCGCAUCACCAUCAAACAGCCUGGGGAACAGAAGACCACCAAACAUGCCAAGAACAGCAAAGGGGAGAAGGAGGAAGACAGAGGGCCUCCAAGAAAGAGGACCUAUGAGAGGCCUUACAGACUAAUGGCUCAAAAUGACAACAACAACAUGACGGAUGUCCUCGGGGAAAGCACGAGACCAAAGCAUGAGCCCAAAAACAAUGACAUUCACCAACUGGAUUGGACAAAGCCAAUAUCAAGAGAGUCGGCAUCCCAAGGGGACCAAGACAGAGAUUCGGAAUCAAAACAAGAAACAACAUGCAUUAACAAGAGCCUUCUGUCUGAGGUCAACACUCCAUUCUCAAAGACGCAGGUUAAAAAGGUCACAGAGGGUUCAUCCGGAAGUACGUUUGCCUCGGGAAUGACUUGCCCAGGAUCUGACACACAGGCUUCUUCACCAGCUGAUAUAACAAUGAGUCCACCAACAGACGCAAAUCCAUUGAUGUACUGCUCUUUCAGCAAAGAGAGAGGUUUGCAGGAGGUCACUGAGCAAGUCUUUGGGAACAUUAAAAGGAAGUACGGCAGGAGAGAUACUAUGAGGGCUCUGACCACCCAUAAUGCAGAUAUGCUGUGGGCCAAAAAGACUGACAAGGAGAGUGAGAAGCCAGUUCAAGACAAUACUAAGAAUAAACAACUGUAUAACACUGAUAAAAGUGAGACUCAGAAAGAAGAGGCAGAAAAAUCAAUGAAAAGGGCAGAGGAUGAGGCCAAAACAAUGCCAAGCUGUGUUCCACAUCACACAGAUGAUCUUAAGAGCAGAAAGAAGAAAAACAGAAGAUUAACUGAGGAUAACAUCUCUUUAGAGGACACACAAGCAACACAGACAGUAGAAAUGAAAGAUAAGAAUGAUGCUACAAAACCUAAAGUGUCAAACAAAAUGGAAAUAAGUACAACAAAGCAAUUUGGAAUGGAUUCAUGGAAGCUGGGGGAGGAGAGUGCAGAAGCAGUGAUGAGUGUGGAGAUGUCUGAGAAUAGGCACAGGAAGAACCUAGUCGGGAGACCAAGAUCAAUGAGCGAUCCAGAGAAGGAGGCAGAAGGGAGGCACACAAAGGUCAAGGACAGAUGGUGUUAUUUAAAAUCCAAGAGCUCUGUUCCCCAUAAAGACAUUAAUCCACUGAUGUCCAUUGAAGAGCCUCCCUCUGCUUUUCCUAUUACUCCAUCUAGCCCACUGUACACCAACACAAACAGUCUGACAGUCAUCACUCCCGUAAAGAAGAAACGGGGAAGGCCCAAAAAACAACCUUUGCUUACUGUCGAAACAAUUCAUGAGGGAACUGCAACCAGUCCUGUUAGUCCUAUUGCCCAAGACUCAUCAAGCACUUCAAAGAGGAGGAGGAAGAAGCAUAAUUUAUCAAAACUUGUGCAAUUGGCCUUAAAUAAAUCUCCUACCGCACAACAAUUGAAGCUCAAAAAAACGAGUCAGGUCGGCAUCCUUAAAAAGAGAACAGCUAAGAAAGUUAAAUUGGUUAAAAUGCAAAGCAUUUUGAAUGAACUUUUGUCGUCUUCAAGCAGUGGUAAUCUGAAGUCCAACGUUCCAGGUUGCAGUGCCAUGUCAACUGUGGCAUCGACAAUCGAGGCCCGUCUAGGCAAGCAAAUCAACGUCAGCAAGCGCGGGACUAUUUAUAUUGGCAAAAAACGAGGAAGGAAGCCCAGAGCUGAUCUUCAGGCCCAGCAAGAUGAGCACAAAGCCAGUGAUGAGCACUCGUUGCCUGUUUCAAGUCAAUUUGAGAACCUUCUAGUGCCUUCUACUCCAUCACCUACAACCAGAAUGCCUUCUCCUAGGGUCUUGCAGUCUUUCUCUGCUCAAUCCUUAGCAGUUGGGGUGGCACACCAUGUCACCACGGAAACCAGCCAGCACGACCUGAAGACCAUGCCAAAUCUACAGCCUAUCAGUGCAUUGCCCACAAAAACUCAGAAGGGCUUGCUCAGCAGUAAUUGGAAGCUCUCUCCUCCAAGACUUAUGGCCAACUCGCCAUCUCAUCUGUCAGAGGUGGCCUCCAUCAAAGAGGUCACCCUGUCUCCCGUCAGUGAGUCCCACAGUGAAGAGACAAUCCCAAGUGAUAGUGGCAUUGGCACUGACAACAACAGCACAUCAGACCAGGCUGAAAAAGGUCCAGCGUCUCGCAGGAGGUACUCCUUUGAUCUUUGCAGUUUUGAGGCUGCAGAGGCUGCCACGCUAGAAGCUGCAAGCAAGACAGCUAGAGGGCACUAUCAGAAGCAUGCUACCACGGUUGCAAUGGAGAAUUUCCUCACUCAAGAGAGCCUUAAGAAGCAAAAACAUAGACGGAAGCGGAAGAGCCUCCCAAGACGGGAUGACCUUCAGUUCCUGGCUGACCUUGAGGAGCUCGUUAGCAAGUUCCAGGUCUUCCGAAUCUCCCACCGCAGCUACAAGUUUUACCACGAGAACUCUUACCCCAGCAUUUUCCGUCUCAACUUUGACCAUUACUACCCUAUGCCAUACUACCCCUACGAUCCUGUACACUAUCUUCGAAGGAGUUCUGAAAAAUCAAAGAGGAGGCGUGGAAGGCCAGCCAAAUCAAAUGAACCAAUAACAAAGAUGCCUUUCAUUCAAGGGUUUGGAUAUCCAGUGCCCGGUGGCAAUUACUAUGCACCCUACGCAAUGCCUUACACAUCCAUGCCUCUUGCCACAAGUGUGAUGAACAUGGGCUACUACGGGCAGUAUCCACCUCCUUUGUACCUAUCACAUGCGCUUGGAUCUUCAGGCUCUCAUCUAAUGCGUCCACCGGUUCCUCCGCCAAAGUUCCACUCUAGUGGGUUGUCCAGCCUCUCUGCUGCCAGCAGACAUAGGACGAAGAGCAUUCCCCAUGAAAUGCCUUCUCCCAGGAUGGGCGACACUCAUCACUCAUCAAGCAGCUGCUUGGCGAGCGUCUGCCUCCACAAACGCAAACACAAGCAUAAGCACAAACAUAAGGAGGAUCAGCAUGCUGUCCCGCAGAGGGAAGAUCUUGGUGGACUCUUCAGUGGAGCACUGCCUCUGUCUAAACUGAAGGACAAACAGAGAAGCCAGCAAAGCGCAGAUGCGUCAUGUAAGACCUCCAGGAACUACUUUGAAGUAGACACACUCUCAUCAUUGUCCUUAUCUGACUCGCAGCACUGUAAACGUGCUCGAGGAGAGCCUCUGAACAACUUCCUGAACAUCUGCACUACACAAUCACAUGAACGGCUGCGAGCCAGCCAGGACCGGCCACUGGACUCGUUCAAGGGGCAGCACUUAGGAGAGGAGGGUCCCAGCAUCCGCAGUAGGAGGCAUAGCUUGGAGGAGUUUGCUACAUACAGCGAGGGAAGCAUGGCACCUUUCCAGAAUGACAGAGCAGACAGGACAAAACAGAUGUACCAGCGCAGCAACAGCACAUCUAUAGCAGAUCUCGACUCCUACAAGAAAAGGUACAAACGUAAAGAGAUCGAAGAGAUGCAGUGUGAAGUGCGGAAGAUGCACACUUUCUCCAAGAUCCUCACCAGCAAGAGAAGCCUGGACCACGUCAACAAAAUACUGAAGGUCAAGCGGCUUCAGAGGCAGGCUAAGACGGGCAACAACGUGGUGAAGCGGCGAAGGGGGAGGCCCCGGAAGCAGCCACUGCCCACGGAUGAGAUCUUGGCUCAGAUGCCUGUGCUGGAGAAAUGUGUGGACAUUCCCAGUAAGAGGAGCCUCCACAGUGGCCUGGUGCCCGCCCAGCUGGAAUUCUCCAACCACGAUUCCAUCGCGGACGCCAUUGAGGCAGUGGUCCACCAGGCCCGGGCGCAGCCCAAACCACAGGCCCCACAGGGGUCCAAGUACUGGCCCAAAGCUCAGCCGGAGGACCAGCCAGAACGGCCGGCACGGAGGGGCAGAGGGAGCAGAAGAGAGGAGGCGGAUCAUUAGAGAGUUUCAGAACAGUGCACUGUGAGUUCGACUUGCACUCCCCACCUUUGGAUAAUUUCUAAGCGACAGCUGAAAUACUCUUCACGGGCAUUCUCUGAGGAUUCUGAUAAUGAAUGUGGUCUAAAGUGCCCCACUUUUUGUUUUGUAUAUGCCAUCACCGAAAUCUUUUAUUAUUAUUAUUAUUAUUUGUUUUGUUUUUUUCUCUCUCACAUGGAGACAUUGUUGAGCUUCUAUUCUCCCAAAGCCCAUAACUCAAACGAUUUUGAAAUCUAUGGCUACAGCCAUAAUCUUACCAGCAAGUGUAAAUGAACUUUUAAUACAGUACUGUGCACUUUUGGGGUUUCUUUGCCUUUUUUGGUUCUCUCAAGUCAAAGCACAGUACUUAAAGACCAAUGCUGAUAAAAUUGGUCAUCAAUAACUCCUAGACAAUACACACACACACAAACACGCUUGCCUGCGCUCAGGUUUGUUCCGGGCAUGAACUAACGGCAAUACCCUUGAAUGAGACCCUUCUUAAAACUGUCUUUGAUGGCUAUAGUUUGAUUGUACAUAGGAACAUAUUCUACAAACAUUUCAAAGUGAAAGAAUUUUAGAUUUACCUGUACUGUCAUCAUAUCAAAUAGAAAACUGUACAAUAUUCAAAUAAUGUUUUUAACCAAAUACUAGAAAUAGAUGGAUGUGACAUACAAGCUUGUGUUCAAAUGGAGAAAAAAAAACAUACAGUAUUUAUUAAUCAAUUCAUAACGAAGUGGAUGCAUCACAGAUUGAAGGACUGUAUUAGACAACAGACAGAGUGUAAAGUCAAAUCUUCAGAAACCUUAGCUUAGGACUCAUUCAUUGUGUCGUCCAUGGGAAAUUCUAUUCUUGCAUUUAAAACCAACACAGCACUUACUCCAGUUUCCUUGUCCUUGAAGAUGGGCCUAAGUACUACACAGCGUCACAGUGAUUAUUUUUUGUUGAAUAACCAACAAUAUUUGGAAAAUAUUUUAGUAAUAUCAGUUGAGUGAUUUCUCAGUCAGUUACUUGGGGGGAAAAAAACAAACAAACAAACAAGAAAAAACGCUAAGUAACUGAGUUGCCUUUCCCAGAGUCUAUUUGAUAAUGUGCCUGCUCUUACUAAUAAAGUAAUAAUAAUAUGUUGAUAUACCUGUCAGUAUUAGAUGUUUAUACAACCAAAGUUUCAGUCGUUGUAUUUCAUAUUAUAGGUGGAUUGGUUUUUGGUUUAAGUGCUUGUAAAUGGCAUAUAAAGGAUGGAAUGUGUGGAUCUGAGACGUAGAAUUCACUACUGUAUACAGUACAGAAAGCUGCAUAGGAAAGUACUAGCAGGAAAUCAGGCUUCAGUGUAGUACAGUUGUUCUAAGCUCUUUUAGAAAUGUAAAUUCAGCUGCUCAUAAUGCAGAAAGCUCUCUCCAUUUGUGGUUUAUUUCUCAGUUGUUUCAUAUAUGUGCCUUAUGUUGUCAAUAAGUCCAUAACAUUUCAGGUACCGAAAACUAUGAAUGGCAAGAAAUCGUGCUUAACAUAUAGCAGAUAUACAUAUAUUCUACGUAUACAUACAUGGUCAUGAAUGUACAUAUGCCUGCUGUCUCUCCUGGUCAUUAGAGCUGUCAUUGUUUAGGUGCAUUCGCGCAACAAAACAGAAUGUGCAGAUCAGAUUGGUCGUCUUAAAAAUGAUCUGCUCCCGUAUUAAUUUGAAUCAGACUCUCACAAAUCGUUUUCUGUGCGGUUUAAUCCAGCAAACAAGACCAAACUGUGCUUGCGACAAUUCAAAUAGGACCACCACACUAUAGCACCGUCUAAGGGUUGUUAUGACAUGUACAUUCUUUUUUACUAUGCAUCAGGGUUAUACCUGCAAAUUGACAGACAUGUAUUGACUUUUUAAGAGGAACUACUUUUAUAAGCUUUCUCUUUUGGUUCAGUCCAUUUGACAAGGAGGUCUUAUUGAACAUUUCAAAUGAAAUGAUCAAAUGUAAAAGUCUGUAAUCUGGGUUUCUGUUUCUUUUCUUUCUUUUUUUUUUUUGCCUACAAGUGACUAUCAUUUCUUUGCAAUUCUUAUCGCUGCUUAGGGCAGAAAAAUCAGCCGCUAAGCAGUCGAGCCUUAAUCAUUAUGUUCAAUCCAACAAAUUAACCCUUGUAAAUAGUAGAACGGCCUAUCCGUAAUUAAACAGCUGACCAUGUGGACUGACUGUGCUCACUCUACUUAGAAUUGCCUAAGUAUAACUAAUAAAUAAUAAUACAGAACACGGAACAUAACGCAGCCCACAGCCGAAGACUAUGUGACUUAAAUCAUCAUUUUGUGAGAGUAGAAUGUUAAAUCUGACGAUGACUUUGCGUUAGAGCCAAGAGAAAUCGUCCUUAUUGGCUGGCAGCUAUCUCAGUCUGUGGCACUAAAUUGGACAUUUCAGCAUGUCUCCAUUUAGGGCUGGCACUGCAAACCACCUGGAGACACUGCCAAAAAUAAAGACAUCAAUUAUUCAGUGGCUAAAACCACUAAGAAUGGACAGAAAUCUUGCAGUUGAAACCAAAUUGUAUACAGUAGCAGUAUUCCUAAAUGGUACCAUAGAUCUUCAGUCUAUCAAAGGAGGUGUUAAUAGCAAGGUGUUUGGCAGCUCAUAUUUUUUGGCUUCUGAUGUUUUAAAAAAAAAACACCAGAUAUCCAGAUAUAUUUUUCUCUACCAGCUGAUAAAAUGGUGCCUUGUGAAGAUACGGUGUAGUUUGUUCUUAUUUUUUCUUAAAUUCUGGCUCUUAAACAAUGAUAGUAACUCAUUACAUGCUGUUUUGUGUCAUGUAAAUAUGGUCCAACUUGAUACAAAGGGUUCAUUCGACUGGUCACUUAACAAAGAUCACUUAAGAUAAUGUCAGUUCCAAGAUCCAGUUCAAAGAUUGUCAACAGUAUCAUAUCUGUAUUAAGAUACCGAAGAGAUUCCAGUGCAGGUGAAGAAUCAAUUGAAGGGUAACAUACUGAAUAAGGGCACAAGUCAAAUUCAGCAUAUUUUGUUUUUUAUAGGUACUACGACCAUUUUUGAUAACUUUUACUUUUCCUGAACCCGCAUGCCCUAACCGAUUGAUUGUAUGCACACAAAUUUUGAAGAACUCAAAUACUGAAUUUCAAUUUGGAGAAGAUCUUAUACAUUGUUUGAUAAGUUUUUUUAAGAAAUGGUUUUUAAUUCAUAAAGCAUUUUUGUAAAUUGUAUGAAUAUUAAAGAAAACAGCAAAUAAUGGACAUAUAUAGGAAAGAAUAAAUAUUGAGAUACGCAAGCAUAUGCAUUGUACAUAAAAUGUAUGUAGAUAUACACCCUCAUGUUUUUGUGUACCUGUGUAUACACAUUUAAAGAUACGUAUACUGCACUGUACAUAUGUACAUACAUUUAAGCUCGCAUGUGUUUGGUCAUAUUUGCCGUUCAUGAUCUUGUAGGGAUUUUUUUUUAUUAUUAUUUCUCUUUUAAGCUCUUGUUUUUGUGCAACCAUCUCAGUGCAGUAUUGAGCACUUAAAUACACUUGACCUUGUUCAUGUCAUUCAUUGUGCAAAAAAAAUUAAAAAUGGAUUUAUCAAAU